UGCAGCGUACUACAGCUCCCAGCAGACUCCGCGCAGCCGGAAGCAUCCUCCGUCAAAGAGAAGGAGAAGAAGAAGCAGGUGAAGAUGAUUAAGAGUAAAGUUGACGAGGAAGACUACUGGCACAGCUCCAAGUUUAAAGCGUUCACCUUCGAUGAUGAAGAUGAUGAGUUAAGCAGGUUGAAGGAGUCUCGGCAGGCAGUAAACAAUAUACGGCGGCUGGUGGAGGAAGACGAUGACGAAGAUGACGUCGAGAAGGUCAGCUGGAGUGGCGAGCCAGUCGGCAGUAUUUCCUGGUCUGUUAAAGAGACAGCAGCCUCCAGUCAGAGGGCAGAUAGAGAGCCCGCCUUUCCCAAAAUCAGCACUGUCACGCCAUCGAUCAGUAGGAGCCAAUCAGGAUACUCUCUGAGCUCUCUAUUCAAAGGAAAACCUAAAGGAGGGAACUUCCAGACCUUUAGUGACGCACUUACUGACUCGUCUGUCAGGCUCUAUGCUCCUGAGCUCCGAAAACCAAAGUCUGAGUACAAGGAUUAUGUCAGUGAUUGGUCACCUGAAGAGACGGUUCAGAGACUUCAGCAAGGAAAGGCUGUGUCUUUGGAGAAGUUCCGCACACUGCAGGACAAACUGCUGCUGCUCGAUCUCGCCAUUGCCGCUCAUGAUGGAAACGUCAUCAUGGCUGUUUUAAUCUAUCUAAAAAGGACACUCUGUAAAGAGGUUUUGUUUCGGGAGCUGGAGUCCAGGCAGACGGCUCUCAGACACUUCAUCCACUACCUGAGUGAGACCCAAAACCAGAGGCUGCUGCUGGAGCUGCACAGAGCACUGGGCAGAGCUGAGGAUGCGGCGCUGCUUCAGUAUAAGGAACACUUGAGCAUCACAGAUGAAAACAAAAGACGGGACUUCCUGAAGAACUGCCUUAGCCUCCCGUUUUCUGCUGAGGACCUGGCCCAUGUUCAGGAUCACUACACUCUAUUGGAGAGGCAGAUCAUCAUCGAGGUGACAGACCGGCAGGCUGAGCGUGGAGGGAAGGUGGAAAUUUUCCAGAAGUUUCCCAGAAAAGCUUUGAUCCUUAACAUGCCGCUGAUCACCACACUGUACUACUGCUGCUUCUACCACUACGCUGAGCCAGAGGGGACCUUCAGCAGUCCGUUAAAUAUCCGUCAGACCUUUAAGAUCUCAGAAAAGCAGUACUUUGUGACAGCUUUGGCUGCAAGGGCGAAGCUGAAGGCAUGGCUGGACGUGGACGCUCUGUUUGCCAGCAGGAAUUGGCUCGGGUUUACCAGGAAGAAAUCACCACUGAGCUUCCAGCGAGUCGUUGACAUCCUACAGAAGAACUCCGCCCCCACACAUGUGCUGCAGGACUACGUGGCACUCGUGGACGACGGAGAGUUGAGGCUCACUUUGGCUCAGAAACAUAAAUGUCACAACAUCGUCAUCAAUACAUACCGGGACAUGAAGGACCGGCAGCUGCUGCUGGGAUACCGUGGGAAGGUGGUGAGGGGCUCCGUGGAGGAGAGGAAGAUUGAUGACCUGCUCAGCAACCCGCAAAUUCGCUGGAAAAACUAACAUGGCUGUCACCAUGGCAACAGGAAUGUCCUUCCAGCCCAUCUGUGGUUGUCUGAAUCGAUGUAGCUCUGCCUACAUGGACAGAAAGGGGCAGAGUCAUGACUUUGAUGUUCCUUUGAAAACCGGAAGUGACUGUAUUGAUGUGAGAAAGGGGGGCGGAGUUAUUUCUUCAUGUUUCAUCAGAUAAUUGGACACGCCUCUGACAUUAAUUCUGACAUCAUCACGCCAAAUAAAAUAAAAACACAGAUUGAUGCUUCAGAACAGUGCAUGCUGGGAUACGAAUGCUGCUGCCAUAUUUGUCCGAGUGUGUAUGUGUGCUCUCAAAUGCUCAGGUUGCCACCUCUCAUAGACAGAUCUGUCCUCAAGUGAACGGGUUUAUUACAUUGGCUAAGUUUGUCUAAAAGUUUCCUAAGUAAAACAAAAAUCCAAAAGCUGUGAUCAAUCCCAUGUUUCUGAUAACAUGUAGAGCGGCCUGAUGUAUUAAAUAUUCCUGUACUGUGUGAGAAAAUGAAUCAUAACUUUUAAUUAAAAGACAUUAGAAACAGCUGAUUUUUGCUGAAUGGAUUUUUUUUUACCUUUUAUUUGUUCACAAACAUAAAGUGCAAAAUAAACACAAACAUCCCCGAAACCCUUUUCAGGCCCAUCUCUCUGUUACAAACAGCCAAUAAACAUUUAUAUAUAAA
Oreochromis niloticus (Nile tilapia) is the source of this 2243-nucleotide messenger RNA. RefSeq names its product VPS33B interacting protein, apical-basolateral polarity regulator, spe-39 homolog (gene vipas39). The coding region runs from base 85 to 1560 and encodes 491 amino acids. NCBI's taxonomy places the organism in Eukaryota, Metazoa, Chordata, Actinopteri, Cichliformes, Cichlidae. Gene Ontology annotation, cellular component: cytoplasm. Gene Ontology annotation, biological process: vacuolar transport; intracellular protein transport. The record is from RefSeq and is a predicted model, not a curated record. The transcript is spliced from 19 exons.